GUUUUAUUACCGAGAAUGGUGAUCAGUCUUUCCAAGGUUUUUUUUCCAGAAAGUGUUUCCAAAGUGUUUUUUCCAGAAAAGAAAAAUAGCAGUUAAAAGCACACGAACGACAAACUUUUGUCGUGGCAUUAUCUAUUCAAAGCAGAAUAAAAACAAUAAAAUGGUCCUCAACUACGGUCGUGUGCUAGAUGGCGACGCCCUUGCUGCGGCCGUUCAUCCCGCAGAAAACUCCACUAGAAUAGCAACACCUGCCGCGUCAACGUGCUUUUUCGCACCGUCUUCGGAUGUUGCCGGGAUGUUGCCAAAUACGAGUACACUGUCAUCCGGGAGGACUUCUGUGGCGAAGAGGAUACACGACCAGAAGCUCUCGGAAACUACGGCAAGAACUCCAGCUUUUUCACCGUUUUUUAGCGCAGCAUCGCCAGGAGGCUCGAAAAAUUUUUUCGACGCGCUUCCACGACAUCCCUGUCCUCAAGAACUGUCCCGACCAGGAUAUGCCUUGUGCGGGUCUUACAAUCUCAAAUCGGUUACUAUAGAAUAUGGAGUUCUGUGAUGCAAGAAGUGCGUGGUCCUGCCUCUUGUCACAAGAAUGUUGCGCAUGACUAGAUCUCCUGCGUUCGAAGCUGCUUGCGGCGACGGUGCAAAGGUUUUUGAUGAGGUGCAGUCGGGUACGUAUGACAAGUUCAGAAACUAGUGCCAAACACACCGAGGAUCUGGAAAAAUUUGUAUUGCGAAAAGCGCAAGGCUCGAAUAGAUGUUCCUCAUGCUCUCGAUGCAAGACCAAAUCCAGACCGCUCUAUGGUAAGCGAUUUGAGAUUGUAACACCUGAGCGAGGCAUACAGGACGAUCCAGCAGAACGGCCAGUUCUUUUCUCACGUCCGAGGAGGCUUCGAACCCGCAGCAGAUCGCGGACCAAGCCGCGGCUUCCGCGCGGGCGGCCUACGCGGCUUACUUACGGGGAGAGGAGAAAGUAAAGCAGGCGCACGACGCCUUGCUAGCCGCGACCAGUGCCGCGACGAUGGCGCAGGUGUCGGCCCUAUCAAAUGCAAAAGUGUCUGGGUCUGGAAGAGUGCUAGACUUGUCAUGCAGGUUUUCCGUGACCCAUGAGGUCUGGCAUGUAGGACAUAGCAUGACAGAUUCUGUGAGGGCUCCAUCAUGCCUAUCCUGCAUGAGAAACUGCCUCGCGAUUAGGUCAAAAGUGGACAGCUUUUGGUAA
Molecule: messenger RNA, 1216 nt
Organism: Amoebophrya sp. A120
Lineage: Eukaryota; Dinophyceae; Syndiniales; Amoebophryaceae
Source: the annotation of a GenBank genome assembly